Molecule: messenger RNA, 2994 nt
Organism: Lolium perenne
Lineage: Eukaryota; Viridiplantae; Streptophyta; Magnoliopsida; Poales; Poaceae
Product: protein FAR1-RELATED SEQUENCE 5
Molecular function (GO): zinc ion binding
Source: RefSeq, a predicted model, not a curated record
AUGAGCCCGUUUGGCCCAUGCUUCCAGUGGAACGCUCGUCGGAGAAGGGAAAGCCAACAACACACCCGAAAAAAAAAAAACACCCGGAAGUCCACCGCAGCCGUGCCUGAAUACUUCGCCGCCGCCCGCCCGCCCGCCGGGCGGUUCUCCAUCAGUCCUCAGCCCGCCGCCCCUCCCAGCCGCCUCCGCUGCAUUUCCUCAGCUCGCGAGCGGCCGGUGGUGAUGUCUGGCCUCGUCCCCAACCCCCCGGCUCAUGGGCCGACGCCGGCUGCGGUGCCGGGCCCCGACUGCGAUCCCUCCGCUCGGCAACUGCCGGUUACUCCGGGCCGCGUGCCCGGCGCCGUUGUCAAUCAACCGCCCUCCACGGUGCCCCGCGCCGUCGGUGAGCCCUCCGCUCAUGAACCGCCUUCUGACACAACCUCAGCACAUACGGUAACUGCUCAAGGCGUUCAAACUAAUCAUGCACCAAAAGUGGGGAUGUCAUUUCGGACAGAGAAAGAGGCGUACGAGUUCUACAGUUCCUAUGCUAGGAAUGUUGGGUUCAGUUUCCGAAAGGGCCACUCGAAAUCGAGGGCCGAUGGGACUCUUUGCUCCAAAUAUUACGUUUGCAGCAACGAAGGGCAGCCAGUAGCGAGUGUGGCCAAGCCUGGGCGGAAACAACGCCCUUCGACAAGGUCUGAUUGCAAGGCUCGUGUUCAGUUCAAUGUUAGUCGAGAAGGUGUAUGGACAGUGCAGAAGGCUUUGCUCGAUCACAACCACUUGCUCGCAAGCCCGGAUAUGCUGCACAUGUCAAGGUCGCAGCGCCGCAUCGCGGAGUCCGAUCGACAGAUACUGAAUCAAAUGCGGAGAGAAGGGAUUACGGCAGCGGAUAUACAGCAGGUCUUGCAGCAGUGGUCCGGGGGAGGUGAAAAUGUGAACCUUCUCAAUAAGGGUUCUGAGAACCAGUACCUUGAACCCAACUAUGCGCAGUCACUGCUCGAGUAUCUAAAGAACAAGCAAGUAGACAACCCUUCCUUCUUUUAUGCAGUUCAGUUGAAUGAUGAUGGUCGGAUAGCAAACUUCUUCUGGACAGAUGGCCAGGCUAUUGUGGACUACGCCUGUUUCGGUGAUGCCGUGUCUUUUGACACAACAUUUGAAAGAAGCAGGUUUGAAAUGCCGUUCGCUCCAUUUGUGGGUACCAACCAUCAUAAGAAAACCAUCAUUUUCGGAGCUGCAUUGUUAUACGAUGAGACUUUGGAGUCUUUCCUUUGGCUAUUUCAAACUUUCCUUACCGCAAUGUCUGGGAAGCAACCGGCAACAAUUUUGACAGAUCAAUCUGAUGAAAUAUCGAAGGCUAUUAGGUCGGUGUUUCCAAACUCAGCUCACCGUAUAGGUUUGCAUCAGAUCUGUCAUGGUGCGUCUAAGAACGUAAAUCAUGCAAUAUGUAACCAUCCGCAAUUUCUGUCUGAUUUUAAGGGAUGUGUGUAUGAACAAAGGUCUAUUGCAUCCUUUGAUUUGAAGUGGAAGGAGAUGCUAAGUACGUAUAAUCUAGAAGGUAACGCGUGGAUGAAGAAUUUAUAUGCAAGCCGUGAAAACUGGGCUGCUGUUUAUUGUCAUGAUUCAUUUUACGCUGACAUGAUGUCGACUCAAAGUAACAAAGGCAGAAAUAGCACGUUUGAGAAAUUUCGAAGGAAACUUUGUCUUCCAGAAUUCUUAGAAGAGUAUGAGAAGUGCAUAACUAGUCUUCGCCACAAUGAACUCGAAGAGGACUAUAAGUCACGCCGUACCAACCCAGUUCCUUAUUUUCAUGAUUUACCUAUGUUGAAAACAGCUGCUGUAUCGUAUACAAGAAAUUUGUAUUCUGAUUUUGAAGAAGAAUUCAAAAAGUCGUUAACUCAGAAUUGUACACUGCUGUCGCAAGAUGGGACAAUUAGCACUUACAAGUUUAUGCCUGCGAAUUGCGAAGGAGAAGCAUAUGCUGUUUUCAAUUCUGACGAUGUGACUAUAUCAUGUUCUUGCAAAAUGUAUGAGCGCACAGGUAUCCUAUGCAAGCAUGCGCUAAGAGUCUUUAACCUUAGCAAUGUUUUUGAAUUGCCAUCUCACUAUAUAUUUAAAAGAUGGACAAAACAGGCGAAAGCUGGAUUGUUCUGCUGCAGAGCCAGCGACCAAAGUGGCGCAGAAAGUGUAAUGUCAAGGUGUGCACGCAUUUCUCAGAAGGUACAUUCAGCUGCACUGAGAAGUUCAAUGUCUGACGAUGCACUUCAGCUUUUGGAGAGUGGUGUAGAUAGGCUGCUUUGGGAAGUAGAAAAUUCAUCGAGUUCGACGAGCUUAGAUGGGAAUGAUAUCCGUGAAGCUCUUGAGUCAUGAUUUUUGCAAUGGUGCAAGGACAGCAGAAAAUUAUUAGAUAGUUCAGGGACCUACACACUUUCUCAGAAGUAUGGACGUGUAAUGUCAAGGUGUGCACGCAUUUCUCAGAAGGUACAUUCAGCUGCACCGAGAAGUUCAAUGUCUGACGAUGCACUUCAGCUUUUGGAGAGUGGUGUAGAUAGGCUGCUUUGGGAAGUAGAGAAUUCACUUUCUCAGAGGUAUGAAAGUGUUCUGGAGGAGAAACGGGCACAAGAAAUGCACUGAUGGAAAAUAAGGAAAACUGAAACAAAUGUAAUUGUUCCAACCCGUUCCAUAUGGUGCAUCUUCUGGAGUUCUUAGUAUAGCAUUUGUGCUCACCCACAGCAGCUUCUACGGAUCUCUUUACUUGGUGAUGAUGGCUGAUAACCAACAUUGUACCAACAUUUCUGUUGCAGUGUUCGUUCUUUUAGUUGUGAGCAAUGCAGUGUCUGAUAAUACUGUAUUUUAAUGUGUAGAUUGUUAUGCCAGUGAAAACAGGGUCCAGAUCCCAUUCCUCCAACUUUGUUGCUUCGUAGUUCUUACUGGUGGGUGUCUGAAUCUGUAAAAUGUUCUCUGGCUACUCUUCUGUAGUUUGACAGUUUCAGCAAUCGAUGGGUGUGGUGCUUGUUA